UGCGAUCAUGGGUACAGUACUAGCUAAGGGUAAGGUCCCUCUGUAAAUCCUCAGCCCACUUCCUCACGAGUUCAAACUCGACUUCCAUUCUGCGCCAGCAAUUGGGCUUUAUAACAACCAAACACAAUGGCUGAUGCACCCCCCUCCCUCCCGGGCCCUAUGCCCUCGUCCUUUGACGGUGACCAGUAUGCUUCAAUUCCAGCUUGCUAUACCGUGCACUCCCCGCUCAUGCGAUAGUCCAGGGAACUUCAGAAUGAAAGACCAAUGCAAAAGGUCCUCCGCAAGAUCAAGGAGGAGCCGUUGAUCCCCCUAGGAAUGGGUCUGACCACUCUCGCCUUUAUCAAUGCCUACCGAGCCCUCCGUCGUGGUGAUUCAAAACAGGCGAACCGCAUGUUCCGAGCCCGAGUUGCAGCACAGGGUUUCACCGUAUUCGCCAUGCUUGCCGGCAGCAUGUAUUACCAGAAGGACCGCGAGAAGAGCAAGGAGCUCCGCCAGCUCCAGGAGCAGAAGGAUGCUGAGGAGAAGCGACAAAAGUGGAUUCGUGAGCUCGAGGCCCGAGACGAGGAGGAAAAGGCCAUGCGUGCGAGACUCGAGAAGAAGAGACAGCAGGUCCAGGCCCAGCGGGCCGAGGAGACCAAGGCAGCUGCAGAACCGCAACCCGAAGGCACCGAGACUUCCAGUAAUGGAGGUAUUCUGAGCCGCAUUGGCUUGUGGCCACAGGGCACCAAGGAAGAGAAGAAGGAUGACAACAAAGCCGCCGCUGAAGCUGUCGAGGAUGAGGCCAGCGCAAAGAAGAAGAAGAAUCCCAAGAGUUCUCUGGGCGAUCUUGGCGAAAUUAUCUCAAAGAGGAAGGACUGAGAACAAACAAUGUACAUUAGGAGCAAUUGGUCAUGAUGGAGGUUUGUAUAAAAGUUUCGCAUGCUAAUUUAUGGCAGAAAACAUUGUGUACGAUAGACAACGGGCGGUACCUUCGAGUACAGUGUGGCUCUACUCCCAAGCUACCAAGGCAAAUGUUAAUGAUUGUUAAUAUUUAUUGAGCUUGAAGAUUGUGAACUUUCAAGACAGACAGUUGCUUAACCGAUGUGCUAUCCAGGCUUUAAGAACAUAUGUUGUCUGGUAAUACUCAAUUUCUUGGGGGUUGCUUCACGUCAUAGAUCCUCCACUUCGGUUCCCUCCAAUCAACCCCGCCAUCUCGAGUAACGCCCGAUCAGCCUCGAUAUCUCCAUUUCCAAGAUUGAUCUUGCGGCGAGCUUCAGCCUCUCGUUCCUCCCAAGCCCAUUUCUCGGCUUGGGCUUGGGCUUCUUUAUCACCGCCACAGCCCCAAACUUCGAGACUCUCGAUCUGGAAUCGGUCCUGGAAAUCAUACUUUCUCACCACACUCGAGUGAAAUGCACCUCCUCGAGAUGUAAAAUCGUGGUUGAAGACUGCAAACUCGAACGAGUCGUCAAGUAAUAGUGAUACAGGGCCUAGGCGUAACAUGUCGGCCUUUCUGUGAGCUUGAGAUGGGUGUGGAUGAGGGCAACCGAACGACAUCAUGGGAUGGUGCGCUGGUGCUUUUGUGAAAGUAACGUAGUCUUUGUUGAUAGUUGAUGCCGGGAAGACAUCAUGAAUUGGUUCAAGUUGAAAUAGCGUUGUUUCUGAAUCGCCGAAGCAUUCCCGGUGGGUGUGUUUCCAAGGUUCACGAACGUAGACACCAAAAGUGAGCCGAUCCGAUCUGCUGCCAUGAGGGAACCGCUUCGGAGGUAAGGAUGCCGCGAAACUGCUUUCUUGACCACCCUCCGGCUCAUCUCCCAGCCGUGUUCCGCUCACCAGGAGCAGUGUUGGAGCUUGCCAGUUGAAAACUUUGGUCUGGAAACUUCCCAUAGAGAAACCGGCAUCAUUGCCCGAGUACAGGAGCCUUACUCGCCGGAAGAGAUCUGUCCCAGGAAGGAAGAGCGAGAUCUGGGACAAAGUGUUCUGGUUAAGUAUCUCGCCCG
This is a messenger RNA of Fusarium verticillioides 7600, 1976 nucleotides long. RefSeq names its product altered inheritance-mitochondria protein 31, mitochondrial. The transcript has 2 exons. Gene Ontology annotation, biological process: mitochondrial respirasome assembly. NCBI's taxonomy places the organism in Eukaryota, Fungi, Ascomycota, Sordariomycetes, Hypocreales, Nectriaceae. Gene Ontology annotation, cellular component: mitochondrion. Bases 265 to 858 code for a protein of 197 amino acids. The record is from RefSeq and is a predicted model, not a curated record.